Molecule: messenger RNA, 477 nt
Organism: Oppiella nova
Lineage: Eukaryota; Metazoa; Arthropoda; Arachnida; Sarcoptiformes; Oppiidae
Source: the annotation of a GenBank genome assembly
UCAAAUAUGAUUAAACAGAAGCGGAAGGAGAAGGCCGGCAAAUGGGAGGUUCCCAUCCCUAAGGUUAAGGCCGUGUCCGAGAUGGAGGUCUUCAGAGCCAUAAAGACCGGCAAACGUAAGAAGAAGUGUUGGAAGCGAAUGGUGACGAAAGUGUGUUUCGUUGGCGACGGCUUCACCCGAAAACCGCCCAAAUUUGAGCGCUUUAUCCGUCCGAUGGCCCUGAGGUUCAAGACGGCGCACGUGACGCACCCGGAGUUGAGGGCGACCUUCAGUUUGCCGAUUAUCGGCGUGAAGAAGAACCCGAGUUCACCGAUGUAUACAUCGUUGGGUGUCAUCACGAAGGGAACGGUCAUCGAAGUGAACAUCAGUGAGUUGGGUCUCGUGACCCAAUCGGGGAAAGUGGUCUGGGGGAAGUACACUCAGGUCACCAAUAACCCGGAAAAUGAUGGCUGUAUUAACGCCGUACUACUCGUCUGA